UAUGUGAGAGAGAGAGCGAGGGAGAGAGACAGAGACAGAGACAGAGACAGAGAGAGAGAGAGAGAGAGAGAGAGAGAGAGAGAGAGAGAGAGAGAGAGAGAGAGAUCGCAGAUUGUCGUCUUCGCAUCGCUAUUGCUUCCUCCGCCCUUAGCGCACGCCUCUCACGCCCAGAUCAGAGAUGCUCGUACCUGGCGCAGGGCGAAGAACCCCCAGCAUCAGCACCCGUUCCCGCGCAUCUCCAUGACAGCAGAACCUCCAGCAUGGUGCAGAAAUCCCGCAACGGCGGGGUGUAUCCCGGCCCGCAAGCCGAGAAGAAGCUGAAGGUGGGAUUCGUGGGGCUGGAGGCGGGCGCGACGGAGUCGAAUCGAGACGGCGCGCUGCUCAUCGCGGGAGCCGAGGAAGCGAAGCGCGGCAGCAUCUUGAGCAAGCAGCGCUCCAGCAUCUCGGGCAAGAGGCCGCCGAAACGCAACGCUUUCUACCGACGCCUGCAGAAUUUCCUUUACAAUGUGCUGGAGAGACCUCGGGGAUGGGCGUUCAUCUAUCACGCUUAUGUCUUUCUGCUGGUCUUCUCGUGUCUGGUCCUGUCUGUCUUCUCCACCAUCAGAGAAUAUGAGAAGAGUUCAGAAGAUGCCCUCUACAUACUGGAAAUUGUAACCAUUGUGGUUUUUGGAGUGGAAUACAUCGUGAGGAUCUGGUCUGCGGGAUGUUGCUGUCGAUACAGAGGAUGGAGAGGGAGACUCAAAUUCGCCCGGAAACCUUUCUGUGUUAUCGACAUCAUGGUGCUGAUCGCGUCUAUCUCAGUGUUGGCUGCUGGAACGCAGGGGAAUGUGUUUGCCACCUCCGCCAUCAGGAGUCUCCGGUUCCUCCAGAUUCUCCGGAUGAUCCGUAUGGAUCGACGUGGAGGAACAUGGAAACUCUUGGGAUCUGUGGUCUAUGCUCACAGCAAGGAACUCAUCACUGCCUGGUACAUUGGUUUUCUGUGUCUGAUCCUGGCAUCAUUCCUGGUGUAUCUCGCUGAGAAAGAAGACAAUGUGAUGUUUGAAACAUACGCUGAUGCUCUCUGGUGGGGUCUGAUCACUCUGACCACGAUCGGAUACGGCGAUAAAUAUCCCAUAACCUGGAACGGACGGCUUCUCGCGGCGACCUUCACCCUGAUCGGCGUGUCCUUUUUCGCUCUGCCCGCUGGGAUCUUGGGUUCUGGCUUUGCCUUGAAAGUCCAGGAACAGCAUCGGCAGAAACAUUUCGAGAAACGCAGAAAUCCGGCUGCUGGCCUCAUUCAGGCUGCCUGGAGGUUUUAUGCGACCAACCUGAAUCGCACAGAUCUCUACUCGACGUGGGAUUAUUACGAGAGAACGGUAUCCGUACCCAUGUACAGACUCAUUCCUCCUCUGAACCAGCUCGACCUGCUGAGAAACCUGAAGAGCAAAUCUGGACUUUCCUUCAGGAAAGAUGCUCAACCUGAACCGUCUCCCAGUCAGAAAGUGAGUCUGAAAGAGCGCGUGUUCUCCAGCCCGAGAAACUCGGCUAAUAAAGGGAAGAAUUCUCCUCAGGGUCAGCAGCCCGUGCGUCGCUCGCCCAGCGCAGACAACAGCAUUGAGGACAGUCCCUCUAAAGUACCCAAGAGUCUCAGCUUCUGUGACCGCAGUCGUGCCAGACAAGCCUUCCGCUUUAAAGGGGCGGCGUCACGCCAGAACUCGGAAGUGCUCAUUGAGAUGCAAGAGGAAGAUUUGAGACACAGGAACUCCCCAGAAGCCAGUCUUCCUGGAGAGGAUAUUGUUGAUGACAAUAAAAGCUGCCAUUGUGAGUUUGUCCCUCAAGAUUUAACGCCGGGACUCAAGGUCACCAUCAGAGCCGUGUGCAUUAUGAAGUUCAUGGUGUCCAAGCGAAAGUUUAAAGAGAGUUUGCGGCCGUAUGAUGUUAUGGAUGUUAUAGAGCAGUACUCUGCCGGUCAUCUUGACAUGCUGGCUAGGAUUAAAAACCUUCAGUCCAGAGUGGAUCAGAUUAUCGGUCGAGGUGCUCCGAUAACAGAUAAAGACCGUCCUAAAGGUACCACCGAAACAGAACUGCCCGAAGACCCAAGCAUGAUGGGAAGACUCGGAAAGGUGGAGAAACAGGUGAUGUCUAUGGAGAGAAAACUGGAUUUCCUGGUUAACAUCUACAUCCAGCGGAUGGGAAUUCCACAGUCUGAGACGGACGCUUACUUUGCUUCUAAAGAGCCCGACCCGGCGCCUCCGUACCACAGCCCGGUGGACCACAUGGAGAAGAGCGGCUCCAUCACCAAGAUCAUCCGUUCCAACAGCUCCGCCGGCCCAAAGAUCUUCGACCCGCCCCCCUCCACCUGCAUCAACCACCACUGUCCGCCGUCAACAUCCUGGCACGCACAGACCCUCCCGAAACCCAGCCAAAGGAGAAGCCAGGGCACCUCCCCCGCGGGCGACCCAUCUCUAGUGCGUAUCCCGCCACCCCCGGCCCACGAGCGCUCCUCUGGUGCGCACCACGGCAGUUCUCGAGGUCAUUCACGGGGGAGGGGCCGCGGAGUGGAAGACGGACACCCGUUGGCUCUUUCGCAGGAGCAGCCUGGUGAGGAGAGUGACACCUCCAUAUCCAUCCCCUCGGUGGACCACGAGGAACUAGAACGCUCCUUCAGUGGCUUCUCCAUCUCUCAGUCCAAGGAGAACAUAGAGUUUCUCAACAACGCCUACUUCAGCGGCGUAUCGCGCUGCACUAAAGUGAGGCCCUACAUCGCUGAGGGAGAGUCGGACACGGACUCUGACCUGUGUGCUCCGUCGCCUCAUUCUGCCACCGGCGAUGGUGCCUACGGAGACAGAGGAUGGUCUGUUCCCAAGUAAGCUUGGUAGAAAUGUCAUAAAGCAGGAUUCAAUCCAACAAGAGCAGCGUCUGGAGCAAUGGACACGCUAGGAAGCCAUGUGAGUGGUCAUGCGUGUUUAAGAAGCAGCGUUAAAUCUCACACAGCCACCAAAGUCUGAGAAUGUCUGCUACUGAAGUCUGGACAGGAGUGACUCGAGAACUGAGAAACACUUGCUUUAUUCAUCCGUUCAUAGAGCGACGGAAUGUGACGUGAGGAGGAAGGAAAUAACGUCUUUACCAUUUCAUACGUGGUGCAUUUUCAUCUUUACAAACAUGUUAACUCUCAAGGAUUUACAUAUUGUCGAUGUUUGUCAUGUUUGCUAAAAGAACAGUCACCAAAAAAUCUAUGUUCAGUCACUGUUCACUCGCUCAAUACACGGUUAUAGUCACAACAAACUAAGUUAUGAGGUUCGGAUUUUUAUUUUCCGUUUUUUUUUAAAUAAUACGAGUAAGUAAACAACGACAGAAUUUGAUUUGAGGUGAACUGUUUCUUUAAGACACGUCGCUGUAGUUUCACGUCGCUGUAGUUUCACGUCGUCCAUGUUCGCUUCUGAAUGUACUUCACGACAGCUUGUGAAUUUUUAAAGGUGUAACUUCUUUAAGCCAGGUCAAUCAACGACUAUCACAAUAUUCCUUCAUUACACUCACGUCAAAGGGUUACGAAGUUUGUACAAAAUAUAAACACUUUCUCUCAAGUUUACACUUUUUGAAUACACCCUGGAUUAAUAAUCUGCAUGGUCAAUUAAAAAUACGUAGAAGAAAUGUAUAUUUCCUACCGCAAAUUAACGGCUUUGUUAACGGUUUUUUUGUUUUUCUUUUCCUAAAGACAAUAAACUUCCAACGCAAUUUCUAUAAAGGACAAAAAUGUACAUAGAAACUAUUUCCGUAACGACAAAAUUUCAUUUAAAAGUGAAAUGUGUCUACGAUCAUUCUUAUAGAUGUAUAAGCAUCUUAUUGUCACUUGCGAUGUCAUGCGUCAUCUUCAAACAUUGUGAAGGCAAGUUGUAAGAUAAAGUUAAAUAUCUUAAACUCGGUGUGUCUUUUGAAAUCAAUGUAGUCACUCAACACACAACACUGUGUCUUUUUGCCUCAUGAGUCUCGUUCUAAUGUAAUUGGUGUUCGGUUGCCUUUAUUGCUUGUUUAUCGGUUGAAAUCAUACUGAAGUAUCGUUCAAAAUGACUGUACGACUGUACAGUCUGCUGUCACGCUGUCCAACUACAAAAUUUGCAUCUUUUUACAAAUAUCAGCGAUCACACAGACGGCACCUGUCCAUCUCCAAAGGUGAUUGUGUAGUUUUGCACCAUUGUGUCUUCCAUACGGCCUACGUUUCAAUAUUCACAGCCGUUUCUUUCUCUCACAAACCCUUUAUGCUGUUUUAAAGCUUCACACUUGAAUAUUCUGGAUCACGUUUAAGCACAACCUCAACAAAACAAGUUUCAUUUUAUUUAUGCGAAAUUAUGAUUUCGUUCUUUUGAUGAAAUUGGGACGCAAAUGUGGUUAAAGCAGCAGAAUUACUUGAAUUCAAACUAUAUGAUUUACAUCAACUCAGAAAACUUUAGUAAAAGCAACUUGAUACAAAAUCAUGUGUAAACAGAUCUGAUUAGAAAUGAAUGAUUGUUUUAUUUGAAUUUUUAAAGGUCCAGUGUGUACUUUUUUGGAGGAUCUAUUGACACAAAUGCAAUAUAAUUCACAUAACUACGUGUUCAGAGGUGUAUAAAGACAUAUGUUUUUAUUACCUUAGAAUCUACAUACAGCGCGGGUCCCAUCGCAUGGAAUUCACCCUGUUGAAAAUACGUUUAUGUCUUUCGGCAAAGAAGCGAAAACGUGAUGACAUCUUUGUACUGAGAGAGCCACCUUGGUGCUUCGAAAAGGAGAGGAAAGGCGUGGAUUGAGUGUCAAUUUGCAACCUCACCACUAGAUGCCGCUAAAUUUCAUACACUGGACCUUUAAGAAUUCUAAACAAAAGUGUCCAAAUUUACCAUAUUACUGCCAUCACAAUACAGAAAUAUAUGGAUUGAGUUCGCCGCACAUUUACAGUCAGUGAUGUCUGUAAUAGUGUUUGAAUGUUUUCAUAGCUGCCUUGCCUGGUUUUACAUUGUUUUUCCCAAAGGUUUUUUUGUAUUUUGCUAAAUUGCUUUUGAUAUGUUUUGUAAUGCUGUCACCGUUUUGUUUUUAUUUUUCAGUUAUGUAUAAAUGUUUUGAUAUUCUUUGUGAAUAUACUCAAUGUGAAUGUAUUCUAAAAUGCUGUCAUUGGGGCCUACAUUGUUUUCACUGUGCAGACUCACGACAUUCAUGUUAUAUCAGUUUACAUUUUUACAUGCGAAACAAAACACUAAAGCAAGUCUUUAUUUUGAUUUUUUCAGCCCUUCGAAAUGACCAGCAGGUAACCAGCAAAACUCUCAUGAUAGUCCAGCAUAAACCAAACUGGGCCGGCAUGGAAAUUCUGACGUUUUUCACAAUAUAAAAAUUGUUUAAAGCAAAAAAGUUCAUUAAAAAUGAACAAAAAUGGUGCAGAUUUCAUGGGGAAUGUCAGCUGGAUGUCAUUCAAUACGUAAAGAUAAGCACAAAGUAAUCUGCAAUUUUAUGUUUCAAACAGAGAUGGCGACAGAGAGGCAAAGAUUACAGAUUGCAUUUUUAGAGUUAUCAGAAUUAUCACGAUGGACCAAAACAUUUUUUUAAACUUAAAAAUGAAUUUGAAGAGUAAAUCUUAGCAUAGCACGUCUCAGAAACCAAGGUGUCCAUGUUUGUUCUCUCCAGAAAGACGCACGAAUCAAGAAUUUACAGUAAGCAGAACGUCACGGCCCGCUCACGUUACGAAUGCGGCAUGCCUUAAAUGAUCCCCUUUUGUGUUUAGAAACACUUACGUGAUUCACGUCGACAAAAGUUGUGUUUUCCAACAGCUCGGCUCUCAGCGAACCUACGCCAUACUUUCAUCAGAGCCAUCACAGCACUCCAUAACUGCUGUUUCUCACAAAUGAUAAGCUCUGUUGUCUUUUUCUUUUCACGAAAAGUAAAUGCUUGCUGGCAUGUUCUCAGCCGCUGAAUGCCAUAUAUAUGUAUAAAUAUAUAUAGCUUUUGAUUAUUAUGUAGCAUAUCCGUUGUGUAGUCUCUCAAAUCCGUGAACUCAUGGGACGUGUACAAUAAACUUUGUAUAUCAGAAUGUUCAGCUACAGCUGUGUCCUCAUUCUGUUAUCACAGUUUCUCCUUCACUGUCAUGAAAUACUAUCUCGCAGCACUAACGUAGAAUCAAUCCAAAUGUAUUUGUCUAACACUUUUCACAAUACAAAUAAAUCGUUGCAAAGCAGCUUUACACAAAGAACGAUGCCAUACGAAACAAAAUACGAACCUGAUGAUUCCAUUCAUGACGAUAUGAUCUGUUAACAAUAUAACUAGAGAAUAUCAGACUGAAAGAAUCAGAUUCACUUGAAAUGAAUGAAUCUAGUUAUUUUUUCCGCAUUCACAUCAUCACAAACUGUACAUUUUGUGAAGUCUGAGUCCAUGUUUCAUUCUCAUUUUUGAAACCUGAAAUUAAAUAUCAGAAAAUUAUAACAGUGUAAUGUUUACUCUACUAUGGCAUUGAAAUAUGGUCUGGUCAAACCUUUGUUUGAGGUUUACAAUAUUUUUAAUAUACUUCAAUCUGUCUUCUCUAUAAAGCUUAUAUUACGCAAAUAUUUUCUGUUGGAUAUUAAGUAUGCAAAUAUAAAAAAGUGAUGGAUUCACUUGGCAUCAGAAGUGAACCGAACCAAAGUGCCCUCACAUUGGCUGUAGGCCUACUGCAAUUGCAGGAGCCUGAAAACAAAAUAAAACUGUGAUAUCAAGAUC
This is a messenger RNA of Triplophysa rosa, 6690 nucleotides long. It is a transcript of the gene kcnq2b, whose product is annotated as potassium voltage-gated channel subfamily KQT member 2. The record is from RefSeq and is a predicted model, not a curated record. Gene Ontology annotation, molecular function: voltage-gated potassium channel activity. Gene Ontology annotation, cellular component: membrane. Bases 261 to 2849 code for a protein of 862 amino acids. NCBI's taxonomy places the organism in Eukaryota, Metazoa, Chordata, Actinopteri, Cypriniformes, Nemacheilidae. Gene Ontology annotation, biological process: potassium ion transport; transmembrane transport. The transcript has 16 exons.